GGUACUUUGGAUGAAUCUGCUCUUGAUUCGCGAUGAAUGACGAUACCCUUUAUGUUUGCGCAUAGCAUAGCGUUGAUAAUAAGCUUGUGAACAACAAACGGCAAAGUCUGUUGGGUUGCGUCGAGCUGCAGCAUGAUCUUGCGUCAAGCUGAGCAGUAGGCCUACCCUGUAUUGCGAAUAUGGCGCAAGGCUGAGCAAGCCCUCCUUCUCAGACUUCCCUCCAAUGAGCUUGUAUUUGCUGCUGCCAGAGCCCCUGUACAUGUGCACCUCUCGACCUUCAUACCCAUUUCGCAAACGCCAAGCAACUUCAUGACAACGACGCCAAAGUAAUCUGCCACCAUCUUACGCCCAAGUGUCUUCGCAAUUGUAUCAUUGGCAGAGGAAUUACUGACUGCAUGGGAGUCAAGUCAUGGUAAAGAAAGAGACACUCCAUAAACAAAGCUCUCCACUCGGCGCAGGCUUCGUGUUCGUGAACUUCAGCCUCAUUUCUUGUACCCCUGAAAUUUGCACAUCCGGAGCUUUAGCGCGAGCAGGUGGUCCACAUCACGUAGCGUCGCAUGUAUUUGGGCUCUCAGAAAUGAGCAGGAGUGUUCCACCGCCUCCGCGACUCAUCUCUGAGAUUGCUGUCAGCACAAGGAUAGGGUAUUAAAACCGCUGACCAGCUGCUCAGCUACCAGUCACGCAACCACCACCUUCAGCAACGACGAGUCAGCACUCAACAUGAGGCGAGUUGACGCUAUAACUUCUCUUUUUUGGAUUUCAGGAGCCAUGAUCAUGCUGCCUGCUGUGAUAUCAAUGGAAUACUACAUGGGCCGACAAGUGGAUAGCGAUAUCGACAAGUAUGUCACCAAAGAAAACAUGAACUUUGCAGGCUCUGGAUGUCAGCGCUGGCAGUUCAAGUUCCAGAAGACUUUGCAAUUGACGGUGGAAGACUUUCUUGAUUAUGAUGAUUGUGAGACGAUG
Messenger RNA from Protomyces lactucae-debilis, 963 nucleotides. RefSeq lists its product as uncharacterized. Bases 410 to 649 code for a protein of 79 amino acids. The transcript has a single exon. Lineage: Eukaryota; Fungi; Ascomycota; Taphrinomycetes; Taphrinales; Protomycetaceae. The record is from RefSeq and is a predicted model, not a curated record.